This is a messenger RNA of Dovyalis caffra, 285 nucleotides long. Lineage: Eukaryota; Viridiplantae; Streptophyta; Magnoliopsida; Malpighiales; Salicaceae. The record is from the annotation of a GenBank genome assembly.
AUGUUGGAAGGAAAAGCACUUAUAGAGGAUACAGACAUGCCUAUGAAGAUGCAAACCCAAGCCAUGACUUCUGCUUCUCAGGCUUUGGAUCUCUACGAUGUCCUAGACUGCAAAUCCAUUGCUGCCCACAUCAAAAAGGAAUUUGACCUGAGAUAUGGAGGGGGUUGGCAAUGUGUAGUGGGUUCAAAUUUCGGUUGUUUUUUCACCCAUUCUAAAGGGACUUUCAUCUACUUUACAUUGGAGACACUCAAUUUCCUGAUCUUCAAAGGAGCUUCUUCUCCUUGA